AUGUCAUCUCAUCGGAGGCACUUCGAUACAGAGUAUUGGGUGCCAGCAAAAUUGACCAAUAGCCAGUUGGAAACAUAUUGCAAAAUACUAACGGAUAAAAGCAAUAUACUUUGCACACAAUCUAAAGAUUCUUCUUUUAGAGAAGGUCUACGGAAUAUUUUGACAUCCACACAGAAGUGCUCUACACAUUUGCAAGUCGCGGAACGGAGCCCCGAAUUAUCCUCAACCGAAGCUAAGCGACAGAAUGUUGAAAUAGCUGCAAGUGGGAAGCUAAAUCUUCUUGGCAGGAUGCUUGAGGAGAUUAAUAAACAAUCCUUAAAAGCGCUUAUUCUCUACGAGGAAACUGGUUCCUCUGGAAGUUAUAUUGGAGGAAUUUUGGAUGACUUCCUGAUUCAAAAAUUUGGUUCAGAUUCCUAUGAACACGUUGGAAGGGACCCUAUUCCUGCUAAGAGGGUAGAUGCGUUGACUGAGUUCAACGCGAAGCAUAAGAACGACUGGACCCCUAUGAAAAGUUUAAAAGCUCUGGAAAGGAUAAAACUUGAAUCACAGCCUGAACAGAUAAAAAUAUUUCAUAAUUUAUUUCUUACUUUGAGGGAGCUCAAUUGUGGCAAUACUCCAGUCUCCAGUGCAAAUACUAUGUCAGAAAAAUCACUAAUGAGAGAUAUAGAGCAGCUUCUUCUGAAUGGUGAAGGCACAGGGACAAUUAACUUGUCUGUAAUUUUGAAAGUUAAAGUAGAGGGAUCUUACUACAUGAGUUCCCAAAUGCCUAUUGAGCUGCUUGAAAUUUCACAGGAAGAUUAUGCAGAACCGAGUAAUUAUUGGAAUAAAUUGUUGAAGGGAAAAAAUACCCCCAAAGUUGUCUCUGAAAAAGUUAUAAAGAAGCGCAAGGUUGAUAAAGGUAGUUGUGUGCCAUUUGAACAGGUGUUCCAAGAUGAAUGCACACCAAUCUCCAUGGCUGCCCCAUUGCAAGUUAGUUCAGCUGGUGGCAUCGAACAUCAACUAAGCUCUGGAGGCCAUACAUCCAACCAACCUGCUCAGAUUCCUACACGCAAUGCUAUGAGCUCGCAUUCAGACCCGUGCAAUAGUGAGCUGCAAAUAAUUCGUAAAAAAAUGGAGGAGGAACUAAAAAAUCAUAAAGAAGCGCUAUUGUUUGAAUUUGAAAAAGCGCAGACCCAAUAUGUUAACAAAGCUCAGGAGCUGCACUCUGUUUUGGAGCUUAAGCUCAAUGAACUGUUUACAAAUCCAACGAUGGUUUUGAGGAGUACGAUGUUGGCCGAGAGGCAUGGGCAGGUACCAUCAGGAAAGCAGCAGGAUCCGUCUCUUUCGAAUUUCUUUGCACCAUCUUCAUCAUCCUCCUCCAACGACGUUUCUGCACCUAAGAUCGCAGAGACAUCGAAUGCUGCGGAUUCGAAGGUAUGGCCUGAACCAGUUGAAAAGCAGUUCAUUGAAAUUUUGUUAGAAGCAGCAGCUAAAGGGAACAUUUGUAAUGGGAUAAUGAAGAAAGACCUUGGGCCAGUUGUCACAGAGGAGUUUAACAAUCGAACCGGAAAAUACUAUAGCGUCAAUCAAAUAAAAGAAAAUUUUAAACGGCUUAAAAAGAAAUACAGAGCGUUUUCCCAACUAAUUGACAGAACCGAUAUGGAAUGGGAUUCUGAUGCUAACAUCGUCAAAGGAAGUGAUGCGGCGUGGUUAGAUGCAGUGAAGUCGAACAGUAAGUACAACGACUUUUGCAAAAAGGGGCUGGACCACUAUGGGUUGCUAAGACAGCUCCUCCCCACGGUUGCACAAUCCUCUGCCCAACAUGUCAGUGCAGUUGAUGGGGACGAGCAAGGCAGCAACCCAAAAGGGAAGCAGCCAGCUCACACCGACACCUCACGCAUGAAGAAGAGGAAAGCUGUGUCCUUUGCCAGAGCCCCUAAAAGUCGAAACACUGUAGAAUCUGCACAAGUUCCUGAUUUCUCAGUGACAAGGGCCACAAAAAUUUUGAUCUCUAUGUCUAAUGAUCUUGAUGAUGAAACCAUGUUCAAGGCCACUGAAAAAUUAGUAAAGGCUGAAUGGAGGGAAGCUUUCGUCAACUUCACUUCGGAUGGACGACUGGCCUGGAUCAAGUAUCUGACUAGGUCAUCCUAGGGGAGUUUGUUCAGUUGCUUGUAUGGCUUAGUGGGGGCACAUUGUAUUGUGCUGAGAAACAAUUAUGUAAAUUAUAUU
Messenger RNA from Quercus lobata, 2208 nucleotides. RefSeq lists its product as uncharacterized. Lineage: Eukaryota; Viridiplantae; Streptophyta; Magnoliopsida; Fagales; Fagaceae. Bases 1 to 2130 code for a protein of 709 amino acids. The record is from RefSeq and is a predicted model, not a curated record. The transcript is spliced from 10 exons.